AUGGGAACAAAUACCGAGGGAAUAAAGGUGCAGCGGUCCGUACACGAUCCCAGCAAUCCGCUGGUGUAUCUGGAUGUAAAAGUUGGCCAGGAGAGUGUGGGACGAAUCGUAAUAGAACUGCGUGCGGAUGUUGUACCAAAAACGGCCGAAAACUUCCGGAUCCUGUGCACAGGCGAGCGAGGCGUAGCACCGCGCACGGGAACGCGCCUUCACUACAAGGGCACACCGUUUCAUCGGGUAAAAUCAUUGUUCAUGUCACAGGGUGGAGAUAUCGUCCACUUUAACGGAACCGGUGGAGAGAGUAUCUAUGGUGAAACGUUUGAAGAUGAAAAUUUUGACUUACUGCACGAGGACGGCGCAGUGUCAAUGGCAAAUUUGGGCAAAGCGCAUACCAACAAUUCCCAGUUCUUUAUAACGUCCGGCGAGUGUCCCCAUCUGAAUGGAACGAACGUGGUGGUUGGGUACGUGUUACGGGGCGGCAGUAUCAUCGGUGAAAUGGAGCGCCAUUCAACCGACGACGGGGAUCCAAUCGUACCGAUCAUCAUUGAAGACUGUGGACAGAUCACGCCCGGUGACGAUUGGCGUAUAAACGAUGACGAUGAUAAGGUUGACACAUUACCACCGUUUCCUGAUGAUUGGAACCGAUUUUACGAUGAGUUUACGGUCGAGGAAAUGCUGCAGUACUUGAACGCUAUUCGAAACGUUGGCAAUCAGUACUUCAAGGCGGAUCAAUUCGUGCAGGCAAAUCGGCGGUACAAGAAGGCCGAACGGUACUACAAUUUCUUUACCAACCAACUAAACAAACAGUCACCAAGUCGGGAAGGUGGACAGCGCACGCUGCUGACUGAGUUUCAGUUGGUAAACUGUCUUAAUCAAGCGGUUGUCCAGUUGCGAUUGAAGGACUACACCAGCGUUGUGUACGCGUGCGAUAGUGCCCUUGCCAUCGAUCCGGACAACACGAAGGCACUGUAUCGUCGGGGAAUGGCACAAAACGAGCUGCGUAACUAUGAGCAGGCUCUGGAAGAUCUUAGACGAGCGCUGAAGCGAAUACCGGACGAUCGGUUGAUUCAGACCGAGUACGAGCGCACGCGGAAGAAUCUGCAGGAGUACACGAACCAGCAGCGAAAAGCGUUUGCCAAAAUGUUUCACUAGG
This is a messenger RNA of Anopheles maculipalpis, 1153 nucleotides long. RefSeq names its product peptidyl-prolyl cis-trans isomerase D (gene Cyp40). Gene Ontology annotation, biological process: protein peptidyl-prolyl isomerization. Bases 1 to 1152 code for a protein of 383 amino acids. Gene Ontology annotation, molecular function: protein binding; peptidyl-prolyl cis-trans isomerase activity. NCBI's taxonomy places the organism in Eukaryota, Metazoa, Arthropoda, Insecta, Diptera, Culicidae. Gene Ontology annotation, cellular component: intracellular membrane-bounded organelle. The transcript is spliced from 4 exons. The record is from RefSeq and is a predicted model, not a curated record.